UUGUCAUUUUCAGUCAACAUUGGCCAGUUUAUCGAUGGAUAUAGCGUUGGAUGGUCAGCUCCUAUUAUUCCGAAGCUUCAGAAUCCUCAGCAGACUCCUCUUCCACGAGUGAUCACGGAUCUUGAGAUAUCAUGGAUCGGCUCAUUGUUAUACGUGGGAGCUAUUAUUGGGCCGUACAUUCCCAGUUACCUAUCAAACAUAAUAGGUAGGAAGCCAUGUUUGUUUUUCGGUGGGCUGUUAAAUCUGACGGCCAUUGUUCUUAUAGUUUUUACAAAAAAUGUGGCUAUGGUCUACGCUGUGAGGAUUAUAAGUGGGCUGGGAAUGGGUAUGGUAACAGUGAGCAAUCUCGUGUAUGUUGGAGAAAUAGCUUCAUCAAAUAUACGUGGUAUUCUUCUAACUUCUACAUCCAUAGUCGGUAUUUCUGGCACACUCGCGGCUUAUAGUGUAGGACCGUACGUAUCAUAUGCUACGACAGGUUAUAUAGCCUUAGCCAUAAAUAUAGUUCACGUGAUUGGAAUAUAUUUCAUACCAGAGUCGCCAGUGUACUACGCUAUAAAAGGAAAACAAUUAGAAGCGAAGAACACACUGCGAUACUUAGGUCGUUUGGAUGAUUUGGACAAUGUGUUUGAUUCAGUCAGUGGAAUAAAUCCAAAUGAAGGCCAAAGUUGGAGGGCUUGGAUCAAAAUAUUCACUGAGAAGACCAACAGAAAAUCUCUUAUAAUAACUUUAAGUCUAUGCACCUUGCAACAGCUAAGCGGAGUCGCUGUUGUACUUUUCUUUGCAACAACUAUCUUUGAAAGCGCCGGUUCUUCUAUACGACCAGAUAUAGCAACUAUUAUGAUCGGUGCAACAAGACUUCUUGCUAGUUUGAUAGCACCAUUUGUCGUUGAGAGAGCAGGACGGAGGAUAUUGCUUCUCGUUUCAACAGUAUUCUGCGCUGUCAGUCUGUUCACUUUAGGUUCUUAUUUCCAUCUCACGAGGGUUCAAAGUCCUUUGGCUCAAAACAUCGGAUGGCUACCACUUGUGUCACUAAUUCUGUAUUUCUUCUCAUACGAAAUAGGUUUCGGUACAAUGCCUAGCGCUUUAGUAGGUGAAAUGUUCCGAGGCAACGCUAGGAGUACCGGUUCAGCGGUUGCCAUGACAACCGCCUGGUUGAUAGGUUUCGGUGUGGCGACCGGUUUCGGAACCAUGGUUCAGGUUUUCGGUGGUGACGUCACAUUCUGGUUGUUCUCCUGUUCAUGUUUAGCAGCUUUUUUGUUUACUUACAAAUAUGUGCCAGAAACGAAAGGAAAGACUUUGAAUGAAAUACAAGAAAUGUUGAGGUCUUAG
Danaus chrysippus (African queen) is the source of this 1329-nucleotide messenger RNA. The record is from the annotation of a GenBank genome assembly. NCBI's taxonomy places the organism in Eukaryota, Metazoa, Arthropoda, Insecta, Lepidoptera, Nymphalidae.